CAAUGGUUGAACGUAAAAGAGUAUGUAAAGUAUGAUGAAUUGGCGAAUGACAGUAAGAAAGGGAAUCUUUUAAAAGAAGGUUUUGAUAAACUUUUAUCCAUGAAUCUUAAUGAGUUUGAGAGAGAAGAGAAAAGUUGA
This is a messenger RNA of Dentiscutata heterogama, 138 nucleotides long. NCBI's taxonomy places the organism in Eukaryota, Fungi, Glomeromycota, Glomeromycetes, Diversisporales, Gigasporaceae. The record is from the annotation of a GenBank genome assembly.